Messenger RNA from Clonostachys byssicola, 1524 nucleotides. The record is from the annotation of a GenBank genome assembly. Lineage: Eukaryota; Fungi; Ascomycota; Sordariomycetes; Hypocreales; Bionectriaceae.
AUGUGGGUAUUCUUGGGUUUCAUUCUCCUCACGCUGGCAAGCGCCCAGUGCGCCGAUCUCGCCCCCAAUGCGAACACCCAGCCCUCGGUGGCCGUCAGCGCUGUGAAAGCCUGCCACGGCAACCAGGUGGCACUGCCCGGUACCAGCCUGUACGAGGAGGUCAACGAGUCCUACCUGUCGAGGCUUAACAGCGAGCUGCGGCCGCUGGCCAUCCUGUUGCCCGAGACCACCGCCCAGGUCGCCAACUUUGUCCGCAUCCUCAAGCCGUUUGCCCUCUUGAACAUCGUCCCGUUCGCCGUCCGCGGAGGUGGUCAGCAGCCGGCCGUGGCUUGCAACAACAUCCAGUCCGGCAUCACCAUUGACCUGCGCAAUGUCACUGGCGUCAAUGUUGACACCAAGAAGGGCACUGUGACCGUGGGCUCUGGCGAGCGAUGGGGGGCUGUCUACGAGGUCCUUGAGCCUCUUGGGCUUGGGGUUGCCGGCGGUCGCUCGACGACCAACGGCAUCAACGGCCUCGCUCUGGCAGGUGGGCUCUCCUUCUUCUCCUCCCGUGAGGGCUUCAUCUCAGACAACGUUGUCAACUUUGAAGUCGUCUUGGAGUCUGGAAAGGUCGUCAAUGCCAACGCCAAGGAGAACUCUGACCUCUACAAAGCCCUCCGUGGCGGCGGCAACAACUUUGGCGUCGUUACCCGAGUGACCUUGCGGACCUUUAAGCAAGGCAAGUUCUACGGUGGGAGCGUCUUCUACUUCCCGCAGAGCUGGCCUAGCCAGAUUGACGCUCUGGUCACCGAGCUCACCAAGCCCAAUGCCGACCCAGAAACUCAUAUCAUGCUGAGCACCGGGUACAGCAAGGCUUAUGAGUCGCUGGGAGGCACGUUGUGUCUCAACCAGCUGUACUACACAAAGGAGGCCAACAAGCCCGCCGUGUUGCAGCCGUUUGAGAGCAUGCAACCUCAGAUUGACGCCUUCAACACCAUGCGGAACCUGACUCUUGUUGCCGCCGCCAGUGAGCAGACGAGUCAGAAUGCUGCUUCGACAAGGGCUGCCUAUAUGAACGUGCAUGUCAAGGCAGAUGUAGCGACUCUUCUUGCCGCGACGGAACUCUACAACACUGGGAUUGAACCACUGAAGAACGCGGACAACAUCACCCUCUCUUUUACACUUCAGCCCUACGCCGUCUCGCUCUUGCAGAAGACGAGCUUCCAGGGUGGCAACUCACUGGGUCUCUCCCCAUCUGACGGGCCUAUUGUCUCGGUCUUGUUCCUGACCUGGUGGACUAACAAGGCUGACGACGAUCGGAUUAUUUCGACGCUCAAAGGCAUCCUUGGCCAGAUUGACGCCGAUGCCAAGAGUAGGGGCACCAGCCUGAACUACAUCUACAUGAACUACGCCCACAACUUCCAGGACCCCAUCACAUCAUAUGGAGCAAAUAACAAGAACGCGCUCCAGAAGGUGAGCACGAAGUAUGAUCCUCAAGGUCUCUUUCAGCGUGGUGUUCCCGGCGGCUUCAAACUCUGGAGGUAG